UCCAAAACAGCCUUGAAGAUCUCAUAAUCUAUACGUCAUAGCUGCCUGUCUUUAUUCAGCAAGGGAAUUAAUCCGCCUGAUAAUCUGUCAUACCGUGGAAGCCCUGGAAUUCGAUUCCAUCUACGCUGUCUGAAGGGGCUCAUGAUGUCAUUUGACCAUCAUGGCUGGCAGAAUUGCCGUUGAUAUGAGGCCGAGCUGAGGGAUGAGAGGGGGGCUUCUUGCUUGGAACAUGCCUCUUUCAGUCACAUAGUAUAUAAGAUGGCCCUGGAGUUCCGGGGAUACUGAACCACCAAAUGUUCCGUAACGUUCUCAUGUCAACCUCUGAUGCCGUCCUCUUGUUUGACGCAGGAUAUGGCCAGGCUCAAGGAGGUAGAAAGUUCCAGGAAGAUCGCUGUGCGGUAGUGUUACCAGACCAGUUCCCCGCCAACACCGAUGACAAGCUCGCCUUCUUUGCGGUCUAUGACGGACAUGGUACGGACUUGGUGUCCAACCACGCACAACAGGACCUGCAUUUCCUCGUCGCCAAACGCCCCGAGUUCCAGACCGGCGACUAUGAAGGUGCUAUCAAAGGGGCACUGGCCGACGAGGAUGGGAUCUUGCUAAGUUACUUCAAAAAUAAGAACCCGGAGCCGGCCGUGUCAGGCUCUACGGUAGCCAUCUGUCUGGUCAACCUGACCAAGGGAGACUUGGUCGUGGGCAACUUGGGCGAUUCGCAUAUCAUUUUGGCCGAGCGCGAUCCGAAGACAGAACAACCGUACCGUAUUCGACGCUUGACAAAAUCUCACAAGCCAGAUGUUCCGUCCGAACAGGCCCGGAUCGAAGACGCCGGCGGCAAUGUCAGUUCACGGAGUGGAACUGCCCGUGUAGGCACCCUCAACAUGUCUCGAGCAAUCGGAGAUCUACGGUACAAGAAUCCCGUCAACCACGAAGACUCGUCGCAGGGACUCCGUCACGCCACGUCUGUUUCCCCCGAAUCUCGCGGCGACUUCUUGUCGAAUGAGCCGUAUCUCACGAGACUGGUUCUUUUGCCGGACCACCGAUACGUGAUCGUCGCCGUUUCCGACGGGGUCAGCGACAGGGUCGAUGACGUCUCGCUGGUCCAACAUGUCAUGAAACUGUCGAUGCGUGGGUUAAGAGCCGGAGAUAUUGCCCAGGAGAUUGCUACUACGACUUGUAAUAGUGCUAAUAGUGAUAAUGGGUCUUGUAUUGUUGCAUUGUUUGAUGGUCAGGAGUCAUGAUUUUUUAUUUUUUUUUUUUCAAAAAAAAUGCCAAAAAUACAAUGGAU
Penicilliopsis zonata CBS 506.65 is the source of this 1285-nucleotide messenger RNA. RefSeq lists its product as hypothetical. Gene Ontology annotation, molecular function: cation binding; protein serine/threonine phosphatase activity. The coding region runs from base 294 to 1238 and encodes 314 amino acids. NCBI's taxonomy places the organism in Eukaryota, Fungi, Ascomycota, Eurotiomycetes, Eurotiales, Aspergillaceae. The record is from RefSeq and is a predicted model, not a curated record. The transcript has 6 exons. Gene Ontology annotation, biological process: protein dephosphorylation.